Raphanus sativus (radish) is the source of this 2302-nucleotide messenger RNA. RefSeq lists its product as uncharacterized. Gene Ontology annotation, cellular component: cytosol. The transcript has 9 exons. Gene Ontology annotation, molecular function: oligopeptidase activity; serine-type endopeptidase activity. The coding region runs from base 31 to 2046 and encodes 671 amino acids. Lineage: Eukaryota; Viridiplantae; Streptophyta; Magnoliopsida; Brassicales; Brassicaceae. Gene Ontology annotation, biological process: proteolysis. The record is from RefSeq and is a predicted model, not a curated record.
UACCAGAAGAAAAGGUAGAGAGAAAGACCAAUGCUCACAGCCUUUGCAGUCAACGCGCGUUCCCAGAUUUUCGCGUUUGUAACCGUCCCAACACUCCGUUUCCGCCUCCGUAUAAAUACAUUACGACGUCAAUCUUCUUCUCUUCUUCCUCCACAAGCUCACAGUGUGCUGUAUAUACAGGAUGAUCUAGAAGCUGAGCCUGAGGUCUUGCUCGAUCCCAACACUCUCAGUGAAGAUGGAACAGUGUCACUAAACACGUUUAGUAUAAGCGAGGAUGCUAAGUACUUGGCCUAUGGUCUUAGCUCGAGCGGUAGCGACUGGGUGACGAUUAACGUGAUCAAGAUCGAUGAUAAGAAAGUGGAGCCUGAUACUUUAUCAUGGGUUAAGUUCAGUGGGAUCACAUGGACGCACGAUAGUAAAGGUUUUUUCUACGGUCGUUACCCUGCACCCAAGGAUGGAGAGGGUAUCGAUGCUGGCACCGAGACGAAUUCGAAUCUUUAUCAUGAGCUGUACUACCAUUUCCUUGGGACAGAUCAGUCUCAAGAUAUCUUGUGCUGGAGAGAUCGUGAGAAUCCCAAGUAUAUGUUCGGAGCUGGAGUCACCGACGAUGGGAAGUAUCUAGUCAUGAGCACUGGAGAGGGUUGUGACCCUGUCAACAAGUUAUACUACUGUGAUCUCUCUUCGCUUUCAGGAGGUCUUGAGAGUUUCAGAGGAAGCAGCAGUUUCCUUCCAUUCAUCAAGCUUGUUGAUACAUUCGACGCACAGUAUGUUGUGAUUUCAAAUGAUGAGACUAUGUUCACUUUCUUGACGAAUAAAGACGCUCCUAAGUAUAAACUAGUCCGAGUUGAUCUAAAGGAACCAACUAGUUGGACUGAUGUUGUUGAAGAACACGAGAAGGAUGUUUUGGAAUCAGCGUGUGUGGUCAAUGGGAAUCAACUGGUCGUUUGCUAUAUGAGCGAUGUGAAGCACGUUCUUCAUAUCAGGGACCUGGAAUCUGGUUCUUUGCUUCACCAGUUAGAUGUAGAUAUUGGUUCUGUAUCUGAUGUUACUGCUCGGCGCAAGGAUAGUGCCUUCUUCUUUAGCUUUACUAGCUACCUCACUCCCGGUGUGAUUUACAAGUGUGACUUAGCUAGUGGAUCUCCUGAAGUUAAGGUGUUUAGGGAGGUUGCUGUGCCAGGAUUUGACAGGGAAGCAUUUCAAGCUACUCAGGUCUUUUAUCCGAGCAAGGAUGGAACAAAGAUACCAAUGUUUAUCGUGGCCAAAAAGGGUAUCAACCUAGAUGGAUCACACCCAUGUUUGCUGUACGCAUACGGUGGUUUCAACAUAAGUAUAACACCAUCUUUCAGCGCGAGUCGCAUCGUGCUCAGCAAGCAUCUAGGUGUUGUUUUCUGCUUUGCGAACAUUCGUGGUGGUGGGGAGUACGGUGAGGAAUGGCACAAAGCUGGUUCGCUUGCCAAGAAGCAGAACUGCUUCGAUGACUUCAUAGCUGGAGCAGAGUAUCUCGUCUCCGCUGGUUAUACGCAACCGAGUAAGCUUUGUGUCGAAGGUGGGAGUAAUGGUGGACUCCUGAUCGGUGCUUGUAUAAACCAGAGACCAGACCUUUUUGGUUGUGCUUUGGCUCACGUGGGUGUUAUGGAUAUGCUACGGUUUCACAAGUUCACCAUAGGCCAUGCGUGGACUUCUGACUAUGGUUGCUCCGAGACUGAAGAGGAGUUUCAUUGGCUGAUAAAGUACUCGCCUCUGCACAAUGUGAAGAGACCAUGGGAGGAGCAAUCCGAUAGUUUUGUUCAGUACCCAUCAACCAUGUUGCUGACAGCUGAUCACGAUGACAGAGUUGUGCCACUUCACUCUUUGAAGUUACUUGCGACGAUGCAGCACGUGCUGUGCACAAGCUUAGAGCAUAGUCCACAGACAAACCCCAUAAUUGGUCGCAUAGAAGUUAAGGCUGGUCAUGGAGCUGGUCGCCCAACCCAAAAGAUUAUUGAUGAAGCGGCGGAUCGGUAUUCCUUCAUGGCAAAGGUGGUGAAUGCUUCAUGGACCGAGUAAAAAAAGUAGGUACUCCUUACCUACAAGCAGGACCAAAUAUCUUUCCCAAAUUUGUUGUGUCCAAGACAAGGACUUUGUAUUAGUUACGAUACAAACAUAACAUCAAUCGUCUUCAAAAUGUUAUGUAUUAUGUACGGUAGCCCUUACAUUUAAAUGUAACUAGUGAAGCUUAGUCAUAACUCAACUUUGAACAUUUGAUGUGUAUGUUGCACUGUUCAAAUAGUGUUUUUGAGUUGUUAUUUGUUAACUGAAGAUU